Molecule: messenger RNA, 1857 nt
Organism: Danio rerio (zebrafish)
Lineage: Eukaryota; Metazoa; Chordata; Actinopteri; Cypriniformes; Danionidae
Gene: kpna3
Product: karyopherin alpha 3 (importin alpha 4)
Biological process (GO): protein import into nucleus; animal organ development
Cellular component (GO): nucleus; cytoplasm; cytosol
Molecular function (GO): nuclear import signal receptor activity
Source: RefSeq, marked validated
ACAGGCGCACACACAUACACACAGAGCCAUGGCCGAAAACGCCGGCUUGGAAAACCAUCGCAUUAAGAGCUUCAAAAACAAGGGGCGAGAUGUGGAGACGAUGCGAAGACAUCGUAAUGAAGUGACAGUAGAACUGAGAAAGAACAAAAGAGACGAGCAUCUCCUGAAGAAAAGAAAUGUUCCACAAGAAGAGAGUCUGGAGGACUCUGACGUGGACUCUGACUUUAAAGGGCAAAAUGUAACGCUAGAUGCCAUCUUACAGAACGCCACCAGUGACAAUGCAGUGGUGCAGCUCAGUGCAGUGCAAGCAGCCAGAAAAUUGCUCUCAAGUGACAGAAAUCCCCCUAUAGACGACUUGAUAAAAUGUGGAAUCCUUCCAAUCCUAGUCAAAUGCCUGGAGAGGGAUGACAAUCCUUCAUUGCAGUUUGAAGCUGCCUGGGCUUUGACUAACAUUGCAUCAGGGACGUCUGCACAGACACAGGCAGUGGUCAAAUCCAAUGCUGUCCCAUUGUUUUUGAGACUUCUGCACUCUCCUCAUCAGAAUGUGUGUGAGCAGGCCGUGUGGGCGCUGGGAAACAUCAUUGGUGAUGGACCUCAGUGUAGAGAUUACGUCAUCUCGCUCGGUGUGGUCAAACCUCUCUUGUCGUUUAUUAAUCCUUCCAUCCCCAUAACCUUCUUGAGAAACGUCACCUGGGUCAUUGUCAACCUGUGCCGAAACAAAGACCCUCCACCACCCAUGGAAACAGUACAAGAGAUUCUUCCUGCCCUCUGUGUACUCAUAUAUCAUACAGAUAUAAAUAUUCUGGUAGACACAGUGUGGGCUCUGUCGUAUCUGACAGAUGGAGGUAACGAGCAGAUUCAGAUGGUAAUAGACUCAGGUGUUGUCCCGUACCUUGUCCCACUGCUCAGCCACCAAGAGGUCAAAGUUCAGACUGCAGCGCUGAGAGCGGUGGGGAACAUUGUAACCGGGACAGACGAGCAGACUCAGGUGGUGCUCAACUGUGAUGUUCUUACUCACUUUUCCACCCUGCUCACACACCCCAAAGAGAAAAUCAACAAGGAGGCGGUGUGGUUCCUGUCUAAUAUAACAGCAGGAAACCAGCAGCAGGUGCAGGCUGUAAUAGAUGCUGGUCUCAUACCCAUGAUCAUUCACCAGCUUGCCAAGGGUGAUUUUGGGACACAGAAGGAGGCUGCAUGGGCCAUCAGCAACUUGACAAUAAGUGGAAGAAAGGAUCAGGUGGAGUACUUGGUGCAACAAAACGUGAUCCCACCCUUCUGCAACCUGCUCUCGGUGAAAGAUUCUCAGGUGGUCCAGGUGGUCCUCGACGGACUGAAAAACAUCCUUAUCAUGGCCGGGGAGGAAGCCAGCACAAUUGCUGAGAUCAUUGAAGAGUGUGGAGGAUUGGAAAAAAUCGAGAACCUCCAGCAGCAUGAAAACGAGGACAUCUAUAAACUUGCAUUUGAAAUCAUUGAUCAGUACUUUUCAGGAGAUGAUAUUGAUGAAGACCCAAGUCUGAUUCCCGAGGCCACCCAAGGAGGCACAUUCAACUUCGAUUCCUCCAACCUACAAGCCAAGGAGUUUAAGUUCUAGACAACAUCUGGAGCGUCGAACUUAGGAUUGGUGGGUUUCCCAGCUGCUCCUCAACACCCUGCCACCUACUGACCCAUCACCUACCAACCACUCACUAACCAGACAAAACCAACCAGUCACCGUGCUCAGAAACAAUACUCUCACUCACUCACACAGAAAAGAAAUCGCACUGAAGGAUCCGAGUACCCGCCUCGACGCCACUCAAAACACGGAUGGAUCUAAAAAAUAAAACUCAAAAGAACAAGACUCAUUACACUGCAGUUGCC